UGAGUCUUAGCGAACAAUUGCCUCUGGUGAAGGGGAGAAAGACGGAUGGCCAUGCUUCCUGCCGCUAGGAAUGAAUGUGUAUGGACGGCCUGAGAAGGAUGUUGAUGGUGAUCAUUAUGAUGACAUCACUGCCAAUCCAUGGAGUUCGGCGGUUCGUCUGGUUGAUUGGAUUCUUGCUGAUCACUCUGCUCGCGCCAGCAUCUGGCGCCGCGCCAUCCACUUACUUCUCCUCCUCCUCCUCCUCCUCCUCCUCCUCCACCUUCCGGUGAGAGGGGACUGGCUAUAAUCCUGCUCUGCACGCACGGCCUGGAAAGAUGUUGAUGGUGAUGAUUAUGAUGACAUCACUGCCUAUCCGUGGAUUUCGUGGGUUGUUCUGGUUCAUUGGCUUCUUGCUGAUCACUCUCCUCCAGCCAGCUUGCGCAGCGCCUGCCACUUAUUACUUCUCCUCCUCCGUCGGGUCGGACUGGCGUACGAUCGACGAAGCCCGACGUCCGGGGACCCCUUGGAAAAGCCUGGACAAAUCGCGGUCCCUCGUUCUUGGUCCUGGUGACCGCCUUGCUCUCUGUGAGGGCGACACCUGGUUCUCCGAGCAGUUGUUCGUCGUGGCUAUGGCCACCUGGAAGGCCCCGGCUAUGGUCACUUCCUAUCGUUGCCACGAUAAUACGUCUGACGACUCCAGGCCACGGCUUUUGGGCUCCAUUCGCAUCUGGGCCAGCAACCUGCACCUGCGUCCUUGGGCGAAGAACCCGAACGUGCUGAUUGCGGAUAUGUCCUCUUUCCUCGAGCCCGACACCAUUCUGCAAUCCCCUGGAAUCUAUGUCGAUAACGAGCUGUUCGUCAAGCCUCGUACUCCGAACCUGGUCAACUUUGACCUCAAGUGGGGUAACGGAGAGGAGGUGCUGUGCGGGAAUGAGGCCGUGCAUGUGGACGACAUUGGGAAGAGGGUGGUGGGGGGGGAGCAGUUCAAGCGCAUGAUGUACCCGACAGGUUUGCUUCAGGGAGCAGAGGCAGUGAUUCGCAAGAAGUUGUAUAGAUGGACCAAGGGGGUGGUAGUGGAACACCGGCAGGACAAGGUGUGGUAUAGAUCCCAGGACGACGUGAGCUCAGACUGCGUCUACUUCCAGAACAAGCUCGAGUUCUUAGACUCUGAGGGGGAAGCGUUCUACGACGUCACUUCUCGGCUCCUCUACCUGUAUCCCCGACCGGGAAAGCCUAUCACAACCAUAGAUCUUGUGCUUCGCAAACACGAUGCUGGCGUCUUGAUUGGACUGGGCACCCGAAACAUAGUCAUCGAGAGGCUCAUUGUGGAGUUCUCGCUGAUUGGCAUUGACGUCGAAGCGACGGAGCAGCAGGACACUCUGGACACUCUGGCGUCCAACAGCAAGUUGAACUCGUCGGUUCAUAAUGUGACCAUACGAAACUGCGUGAUCACGAGGGGCCACACGGGGAUUCGGCACAACGUUCCUAGGGGGGUUAACGUGUUUGAGAGGAAUGUGAUCACAUGGAUGACUUCCGGAGGGAUAGGGGGGUUCAAGAGGCUGGACGCAGAGAGCGGAACCCCAAUCUUCAGAGCAGUUGGCAAUCAGAUCCAUCAGAUCGGAUAUGUGUCUGGUUGGGACCGGGGAAUUGGGAUCUACGCGGGCGAGGUGUACGACAACGUGGUGAGCCACACCGGAUACACUUCCAUCUUCUGUGUGUACUUCUAUGCAUGUAAAGUGGCACGAAAUGUCGUAUGGGACUACAUGUUGCAGCUUGCAGAUGGAGCGGCGAUCUACGCUUCGCUCAGUGCACAUGGCCAUGGCUGGAAACACAUCUGGGACAACGUAAUCGUGGAUGGGUUUGGGAACUGGGACACCUUCAUAAACGAGUGGGCCUACUUGGACCACAAGGUGCACCAGCAGUAUAUUGCUUCUCAAGCCAUUUACUUAGACCAUAACACCACACAGAGGUUCGUCGUAGAUAACAACACUGCGAUCAACGCUAGAGGGGUGGCCUUUAGAAACAACGAGGUUCGGUAUGGGGACUGGACAAGGAACUUCUGUUACACAGACUCGCCCGAUGACUACUGUUUCGACCUAACGAUCUGGAAUGACACCAAGGACAUCUUAGUGAAAGAGAACUGGUUUAUGUCCCGGGAACGGAUGCUCAAGUUCCAGGUGUAUGGCAUCCGAGAGCACGGCCAGAUCGUAACCGAAAGUCCCACCUGGUUCCAGCAGAACAAGCUCUCCGACCGAAACAACACCUAUUGCAGCUCCGCACCCUCAAUGCCGACAGGCUCUAGCGCUUCCACCCUCCUCUUCCUUCUUGCACCUGCCGUCGUAUCCUUCUCUUCCUCGUCGUCAACCUCCUGGGCAGAGGGAAACAUUGUAGGAGGCAAUGGGAAAACGUACUCCUUAGAGAGUUAUAGGAAGAUCACAGAGGACGCCACAGAGGUUUGCAGUCCCAGUCUGAGGGAAGACAUGAGGUUGAGGCUCGUGCACGCGCUUGCGUACGUGGAUGGGCGUAAACGAGAAUGGGCAGCUCUAGAGAAGCAACUGGACGAGGUAAUGUCCAAAGGGAAACCUCCCGCUUCUUUCGAAAAGACCAAGCCCGCGUUGGCGGAGGCCCCAGAACAAGUCCUUAGGAAAGCGGAUUUGACUGUACCUUCACCACCCCCUCCAUCGUCGGCAAAGGAUGACAAAGAGGAGAAGAAGACUUCGGAUACCAAGGCAAUACUUACUGGAGUCUUGGUCGGGGUCUUCGUGUCCAUUGCGGGCAUUGUGGGGAUACUAGUUUGGUAUGCUUACUUCUCCUCGGAGGCACGCGGAGGUAACGCUGGAGCCAGCGGACUUGGCCAUGUGCCGAGGCGAGCCUCGAGAGAUUAUUCCCAGGAUAGACACCGGUCGGACAGCUCCCGGACUGACCAGGGCAAACCCAGGAGGAGUAGGGAACAUGAGUUCGAGAAGGAUGUCGAGGAAGAGAAAGAGACAGUGGCGAUGCAGGAGGAGAUUGCACAAGCUCAAGAGUCAGAGGAGGGAACUAAUAUACGGCCUGGCGGUGGCAUUGGCACAGGAGGAGGAGGAGGAGGAGGAGGAGGAGGAGGAGGAGGAGGAGGAGGAGGAGGAGGACAAAAAUGAAGGACGGACGUAUGUUUCUCUUGACGUAUGACUCCUUAUGGCUCCCUGAUUUUUAAACCACCACCAGCACUUCUUUACCUAGUAUCUUUUUGAAGAUAAUUGAAGUUGAAGUUCAUGGAACUGCUUUUCCUGGCGAGCGGUUCAGUGUUUGCCCCGAUGGAUGGGCUGGGAUGGCUGGUCAUUACCCCUGACGGACACGUAUAGCGCCACUUCGGUGUGGAGGGGGUCCAAAGUGAUGGCAGUUAGGGAAAUUCUGAUACCGGGGAACAUUUCACGAUCAUGCAUGGAUGAGAUUUAUGAAAAGUUGACCACAGUAUUAUUCUGUAGCAGGGACCGUUGACAGGCAAAGUAAAUAUGCAGUCCUGGA
This is a messenger RNA of Chara braunii, 3483 nucleotides long. The record is from the annotation of a GenBank genome assembly. Lineage: Eukaryota; Viridiplantae; Streptophyta; Charophyceae; Charales; Characeae.